AUGCGAUCGGUUUUGCUCGGGAUCAACAAGAAACUUACCUCAUAUAUCUUCAACACAUGCAAUGCUCUUCACUACGACUCUCCCACCAUAAUCUAUUUUGACGGCUCAACACUCAAAAGCAUACAAGGGGUAGACCAUCUGAGACAUAUCUUGGCAUACAUCUCAACCUCAUCAGGUACUGUUCAACCUCCAAGCUAUUAUAAUCUAUCGCCCACAGCAACCCUUGCAAGUGUGGUAAUGAGCUACCAACGACCAAGAGACUUUCCAGGUCAUAACAGGCCAACCCCGCAGCGUUUUCUUACCCCUCUCGGUUGGGCAGUCCGCUUUCCUGAUGGCCACAUAGUUUACGAGAACCGUAUGGGCAGACAGGGACCCCCAAGGGGUGGCUAUCCAUCUCCGAGUCAGUUCCCAGCCCGACAUCCAGGGCAGCCCCAGGGGCAGUACCCGGGACAAUCGAUGGGCGGUUUCCCAGGGCAGUCCCAAGGUCAAUAUCCAGGACAAUCGAUGGGUGGUUUUCCAGGGCAGCCCCAAGGGCAGUUCCCAGGACAAUUCUUUGGUCAAUCUCGAAGCCAGUCUUCAACUCAGUCCUCUAGCCUCGUCCCAGGCAUGGUCAUAACCCAGUCAUCCGGCCAGAUACCGGGGGUGACUAUAAUACAGCCCCUAGGCACAGGCCAGUCUCCAGUGUUCAUAUCCCCAUCUCCCGGGCAGGUCCUCGGCCAAAGCCCAGGCGGUCAACCCACGCAACAACCCGACGGAGGCUGGUCAGCGCCGCCAGGGCCGAAACCUCGCCAGCGCUUCCGAACCGGCCCUGAGCGGGUGAGGGUGGCUGAUCUCAAAGAGGAUGAGAUAGAUUGUCCGAUCUGCUAUCGAGAUUAUUACACUGGUGAUUCUGAGAACGAAUCGGAGGAUGCGGUGAGGAUAGCGUGUGGACAUAUGUAUGGAAGGAGGUGCCUGGACAAAUGGAUUCAGGAGAAUGAUACUUGUCCAACUUGUCGAGGCAAGCUGGAUCUUGUGAAUGCUGUCGCUGGAAAUCCAUAAGUUUGCUUCGGUAGGGGUUGUUCGGGCUGAGUGAGUACUGGGCGAGGGCACGCAUUUUGUUUAUAUCAAAGAGGGGCGCUGCAAGACCGAGGGCUCGGGAGUUAUGAAAGGAUUGAGCGUGUGUUGAUUUGAGUAAAUAAUGGUUAAUAGAACUCCACUCAUAUUGCAGGAUAGCAGGACGAUGAUUUGGUUUUUUGCUACUAGCUUAUUUGCUUAGCAGUAGAUAG
Molecule: messenger RNA, 1265 nt
Organism: Pseudogymnoascus destructans
Lineage: Eukaryota; Fungi; Ascomycota; Leotiomycetes; Thelebolales; Thelebolaceae
Exons: 1
Coding region: 1-1038 (345 amino acids)
Biological process (GO): ubiquitin-dependent protein catabolic process
Cellular component (GO): cytoplasm
Molecular function (GO): ubiquitin protein ligase activity
Source: RefSeq, a predicted model, not a curated record